Molecule: messenger RNA, 1257 nt
Organism: Gongylonema pulchrum
Lineage: Eukaryota; Metazoa; Nematoda; Chromadorea; Rhabditida; Gongylonematidae
Source: the annotation of a GenBank genome assembly
AUAUUUCAGAUGGCGUGAAGGCUUUUGGCCUGUAGUGACAAAUGUUUAUGGUUGGGAGAUUGCUGAAACAGGCUCCGUUCGGCAGUAUCGUUUUGAAAUUCUGGAAGAUCCUUGCGCAAAAUUGUUCACUGGUGAAUAUGGCCGAUUGGGAUCAUUCGAAAAACAGAGACCGCCUUUUGAUCAGAAGAACCCAUUCAUUGCUACUGUUGGUGUGAAUCGUGAGCUUCACGGCGAGAAAAGCGAACGCAGUUGUCGUCAUAUUGAAUUCGUCACCAAUGCAGCAAGGAUAAGGUAUGAGACUGGUGAUCAUUUGGGAGUUUUUCCAACAAACGAUCCAAAUUUAGUGGACGAAUUGGCCAAGCUGAUCGGUGUGAAUAUGGACCUAUCUUUUAGCCUCAUCAAUCUUGACGAAGAAAGCUUGAAAAAGAACCCAUUUCCAUGCCCAUGCACUGUGAGGACUGCGCUUACGCAUUAUGUGGACAUUUGUGCUCCAGUUAAGUCGCAUGUUUUGAGAGCUCUGGCUUCGUUUACAAGCGAUGAAACAGAACGUGAACGCCUUCUGCUUCUGAGCACUGCAAAUCAACAGGGUCUGAAAGAAAGGCGUUCAAUUGUUGACAUUCUUCGUGCUUUUUCAACAUGCAAACCUCCAAUCGACUGUCUUCUGGAAUUACUGCCACGUCUUCAAGUAUUGUUAUUUACUGCACGUUACUACAGCAUAUCAUCGUCACCAAAAACGAAUAGUGAUUCGGUCGCCAUUACAGUAGUUAUUACUAAAUAUAUGAUCGGCGAUCGAUUGAUCAAAGGAAAUGAAGGCUCCAAAGUUCCGAUCUUUGUCCGGAGGUCAACGAUGCGUUUGCCACAUCGAUUAACCACACCAGUGAUAAUGGUCGGACCAGGAACGGGGUUCGCCCCAUUUCGAGGAUUUUUGCAGGAGCGUGCUUGCCAGAAAAAACAAGGAAAAACAAUAGGGCCGAUGGCGCUGUAUUUUGGAUGUCGUCAUCCGGAACACGACUACAUAUACGAAGACGAGCUGAAAAGCUUUCUUCAGGAUGGCGUACUCUCCGAGCUGCAUGAAAAAACAUCGCUUGCUCAUACUAUAACUGAUUGCAGUGAUGCACGAAAUAUGGCGCGUGAUGUGCAGAAUACAUUCAUUCGGAUCUACACGGAGAUCGGCAGGAAGACCGAGAGCGAUGCUCAAGCAUUCCAGAAAGACAUGGAACGACAGCGGCGCUAUCAGGCGGAUGUAUGGUCCUGACA